Epinephelus lanceolatus (giant grouper) is the source of this 4182-nucleotide messenger RNA. It is a transcript of the gene acsl3b, whose product is annotated as acyl-CoA synthetase long chain family member 3b. Gene Ontology annotation, cellular component: endoplasmic reticulum; lipid droplet; plasma membrane. Gene Ontology annotation, biological process: long-chain fatty acid metabolic process; long-chain fatty-acyl-CoA metabolic process; neuron differentiation. Lineage: Eukaryota; Metazoa; Chordata; Actinopteri; Perciformes; Serranidae. The record is from RefSeq and is a predicted model, not a curated record. Gene Ontology annotation, molecular function: long-chain fatty acid-CoA ligase activity.
UCCGGGCUGGCAGCACUGGCCCGGCGAUGCUUAGAUUUACAAUUUUACUCAAUUUUAUAUCCGUUUUGUGACAGAGCGGCGGCUGUGCUUUAUAAGCAAACACACACAGUUAACAGGUGAUAUCAGUAUAAUGUCAGAGCUGUGGUCACAAGGAUAAAAAAGACUUGAUCCAAUCCCGUAGCGGCUCAGACGUUGCGGUUGAGAAAAGAGGUCUGGUUGUUUUGCUGCACCAAAGAAGCACCGCCUGUUACCUUCAGCCAGAGCAGUGACCAGCGCAGCGUACCAUUGCUUGUCUGGCUCGAUUCAUCUCCAGCUCUGACUUCAUCCUCAAAGAUGAAGUUGAAGGAGGAUUUGAACCCCCUGCUGCUGCAGGUGUUCCGCUCGGUGGUCUGGGUCUACUCCGUCAUCACCUUCAUACCCUGGUACUUUUUCUCCGGAGCUGGCACCAACUUGGAACGGGCUCGUCGGAUCAAGGCGCGCUCAGUUAGCGGACACCCAGCCGGGCCGUACAGGGCCAUCAACAGUCAAGAGAAGCUGGUGGCAUGGCUGCACCCUGGGGUGGACACCCUGGACAAAAUGUUUGAAUUUGCUGCCAGUCGGUUUCCGCAGAGAGACUGUCUGGGCACCAGGGAGGUGCUCAGUGAGGAGGACGAGAUCCAGCCUAAUGGCAAGGUCUUCAAAAAGGUUAUUCUAGGGAACUAUAACUGGUUGUCAUACGAGGAAGCGUAUGAGGCAGCAAAGUGUUUUGGCAGUGGUCUGGCAGCACUCGGCCAGAGGCCCCAGUGUAACAUCGCCAUCUUCUGUGAGACCAGAGCGGAGUGGAUCGUGGCGGCACAAGCCUGCUUCAUGUACAAUUUCCCACUUGUGACCCUGUACGCCACUCUCGGACCCACGGCCAUCGCCCACGGCCUGAAUGAGACCGGCAUCACGCACAUCAUCACGAGCAAUAACCUGCUGCAGAGCCGUCUCAAGGCCAUACUGUGCGAUGUGCCGAGGCUGCAGUACAUCAUUGUAGUUGACUGUAAACCCACAAGCUGGCCAAACAUCCCCAGAGGCAUCAUGGUGUACAACAUGGACGCUGUGAAGGAGAUGGGAUCCAAGCCUGAAAACAUCGCAGUAGACCGCAGACAGCCAGAGCCCUUGGACAUCGCGGUCAUCAUGUACACCAGCGGCUCCACAGGCAUCCCCAAGGGUGUCAUGAUCUCCCAUGGCAACAUCAUUGCUGGCAUCACUGGCAUGGCUGAGCGAAUCCCUAACCUCAAUGAAACAGACACCUAUAUUGGGUACCUGCCGCUGGCACACGUUUUAGAGCUCAGUGCUGAACUGGUGUGCAUCUCUCACGGCUGUCGCAUCGGCUACUCCUCCCCUCAGACUCUAGCCGACCAGUCUACCAAGAUAAAGAAGGGCAGUAAAGGGGACACCAGUGUGCUGAAACCUACCCUCAUGGCUGCUGUACCAGAGAUCAUGGAUCGAAUCUAUAAGAAUGUGAUGACCAAAGUGGAGGAGAUGAGCAAAAUCCAGAAGACGUUCUUUGUGCUGGCCUACAACUACAAGAUGGAGCAGAUCUCCAGAGGCUACAGCACGCCUCUCUGUGACAGUCUGGUGUUCAAACGGGUGCGUGCGCUCUUGGGAGGGAACACACGGGUGCUGCUUUCUGGCGGAGCUCCACUCUCAGCUGCCACACAGCGCUUCAUGAACAUCUGCCUGUGCUGCCCCGUGGGGCAGGGCUACGGCCUGACGGAGACCUGUGGAGCUGGCACCAUCAGCGAGAUUUGGGACUACAGCACAGGACGGGUUGGUGCUCCACUGGUCUGCUCAGAGAUCACACUGAAGGACUGGGAGGAGGGAGGUUACUACAGCACAGACAAGCCCAACCCCCGUGGGGAGAUUUUGAUCGGCGGCCCCAAUGUAACGAUGGGUUACUACAAAAACGAAGCAAAGAACCGUGAGGACUUCUUUGUGGAUGACAGCGGCCAGCGAUGGUUCUGCACCGGAGACAUUGGAGAGUUCGAACCUGACGGAUGCCUUAAGAUCAUCGACCGUAAGAAGGACCUGGUGAAACUGCAGGCGGGCGAGUAUGUCUCUCUAGGAAAGGUGGAGGCUAUUUUGAAGAACUGCCCACUCAUAGACAACAUCUGUGCCUAUGCCAACAGUGACCAAUCGUAUGUGAUCAGCUUCGUGGUGCCGAACCACAAGCAGUUAAUGGCGCUGGCGGAGCAGCUGCAGGUGACAGGCACAUGGGAGGAGAUGUGCAACAACCCCCUGUUGGAGAAAGAGGUCCUCCGCAUCCUUACUGAGGCUGCUCUCUCAGCGAAAAUGGAACGAUUCGAGAUCCCCAAGAAGAUCCGUCUGAGUGCCGAGCCGUGGACACCAGAGACCGGGUUGGUCACUGAUGCAUUCAAGCUAAAACGCAAGGAGCUCAAAUCACACUACCAGGAAGACAUUGAGAGGAUGUACGGUGGAAAAUAACCCACACAAACACAAUCCAAACAACAAGUACAUACUUGCACACAUACACAAGGAGCUCAGAAGCCACUACGAGGAGUACUCGGAGUUAUAUACUUAAGAUACAGUUACCAAACACACACAUACACGCAUAUAAUUACAGGAACAUAAAGCGACUCAUGCACCUCCUCCUCGGCUUUGAUCAAAAGAGGAAAGAACUCUUGAAUCCAGCGUAUUGCUCUCUGUCGAGACCAGAAAGGCAGAAGUCCCUCACAGACAACUGAGCCAGCCGGAUGUGCAAGGUGCGACACACUCCCCAUACCCCUUUGAUGGAUUCAGCCCUUUGAGUUGCUAUGACAACCGAGGCAGCACAUGAAAUAGGACGUCCGCAUGACUCGAAGUGAAACAAAUGUCAGGCUAGACGUGGAUCAAUGUCAGCGCUCCGUGUUCGUUGCUUCCGCCCCCCCCCCCCCCCCCCCCCCCCCCCCCCCCCCCCCNCCCCCCCCCCCCCCCCCCCCCCAGUUCAGCAUGGUCGUGGACUUGAAGUGCAGAUACCUGGCAGAGAGACGGGGCAGCAUGAGCAUGAUAGAGGGAUCCCUCCCGGGCUUUAAGUAACAUUCAGGUUGGAAUCUAUGCAGGGAUCUCUAUCUUUUCAUGAUUAUUUUUUUACAUGUCGCUGUGUUUCCUUCAUGUUCGGUUUGUCAGCUUUGAAACCCAUUUCAUGAGCUUUUUUUUACGUGUGUGUGUGAGGAGUCGGUGUUGCAAAGCCAUGAGAGAUUGAGCAUUAAGAUGUUUUCAUACUUUUUCUUAUUGUUAUUUUAUGGGUGUAAUAUUCUGAGGGUUUGUAUUUCUUUAUCGUCCUGUUUUUUAUUGCCAAUUUGUUUACGCUAAUUGUAUUUUAACGAGCUGUGUUUACGAGCUUUUUUUUUUUGGUCUUUUUCUCCCGUGUUCUAAAGUUAGUACACUUGAGUGUGUGUUUGUUUACUGACGUGACCAGUAGAAGCAAUGCAGUUCCUUCUGCUCUCAGCCUUUGCAGCAGGAUCAAACAUCAACACAGAAGGCAUCCACAGGGACUUUAUCCACUCCUGCUCUUUGCCCCCAGCUUUAUCUUUCCCAUCUCUUUGCAGCCCCUGGAUGCCUCCCAACCUAUAUCCUAUUAUUUUUAUUUUAUUAUUUUUUUAUUGGUUCAUUGCAUAGAAAUAGAAUGAGAGUUAAAGGGACAUUUAAAUCAACGUGGCAGGAUGAUCAGAGCCAUGGUCAUUGCAAUCACGUUAGUGGGCUAACUAAUUUAAUGACAAAUUAACUUAGGGCAAGUCGCAAACCUAAGCCCCGUUUCCACCAAACAUUUUCAUUAUAGCACCUUUGGAACCAAAAAUAACCCUUCAGACAUGGUACCUAGACCCUAGCGUUUCCACCAAAUGUGGGCAGGGAUGUUGUCACUCACGGCUCCGUCCAGCACUCACUGUAUUUCCUCCUUUAUCAGUCUGCACCUUGUUUAUCGUCCACAGAAUGAGGCUGCACGCCGACAUUUUCAGAACAAAACAAAACAGGCUGCAGUGAGAGUCUCUCUCCAUGGGAUGCAUUUAGUCCUUCUCAGGCAAGCGCAGGGGUUUAGUGUUGCUGUAGCAAACAGGAACAACACUUUGCCAUGCUUUUUUUUUUUCUUGGAGAGAGGAUUGGGAUAUCUGCAGUUCACAUAAUCAGUCAAAAUGUAUAUGUAUUUUUAAACACUUGAAG